UUUGAGAAUACUGAGAUGUUUGGGGGUUGGGGGUAAUCAGCAUAUUUCUCAGGGUGCCUGGCUGUGGGAUGCUGGUACAAAUCCCUGCUCUGCUCCCUAUCACCUGUCACUCCCCCCUCCCAAUUUCCUACCACAUCGGAUAUUUUAUCUCCUAAGUAUAUACAAUAAAGUAUUGCAAAACAAGUAAAAGCAAAUGGCUCUUGGGACAAAUGUGGGUAUUUGUGAGAUGUAAUCUUAAUUUAAACCUGUCUUUUCAUUUUCUGAAGAACUCUGGGAUUGAGAAAGCUUUUCUUUUUGAUGUUGUCAGCAAGAUCUAUAUUGCAACAGACAGUUCCCCUGUUGACAUGCAGUCCUAUGAGCUAUGUUGCGACAUGAUUGACGUUGUGAUUGAUGUUUCUUGCAUAUAUGGAUUAAAAGAAGAUGGCAGCGGUAGUGCAUAUGACGAGGAAUCUAUGGCAAUUAUUAAACUCAAUAACACAACUGUUUUAUAUUUAAAAGAAGUGACAAAAUUUCUAGCCUUGGUGUGUAUCCUCAGAGAAGAAAGCUUUGAGCGCAAAGGCCUCAUAGACUACAAUUUCCACUGCUUCCGCAAGGCCAUCCACGAGGUCUUUGAGGUGGGCCUUUCCUCUCACCGCUCCUGCGGCCAUCAAGCCAACAUUCCCAAUUUGAAAGCAGCGACUCAUAACGGCACCCCGAAGGAGGACUGAGUCGGGACGGCCUGGGGCUGGCUUGCCUACCCUGGGCCUGGGUCAGGGCAGGAGCAGCAGCACGGAGGAUGGGCGGCACGACGUCCUCCGUUUUGUUUGAAGCAAGCGGAGGUGGCCCUCCCCAGGAGUGACUGAGGGGAAGCCAAGAGGCUGUGGGGUGCCUUUCGUGGCCAUUGGGCAGGCAGCCUCUCCUCCACGGGGGAACUUUCUUCUUUGUUUCCGGAUUCAGCAGCAGGCGAUGUGCUCCAGGCGCUCAGAAACUCAAGCGUAGUAGUUCUUAAGUUACUUGAGUAUACGCUCCACACAUUCCACCUGAGAUAUCGCAUUGUUUUGUGGUCAUGCCUGAAAGAAGCCACCUCUCCUUUGCAAACCCAUGGAAUGAAAACGCCCGUCUGCUUUUCUAGCUCUAACUGUCCUCAGAACUGUUUGAAAGGUCACGUCUUGAGUUGCCAAGCUUUUGGCCACUCGGUAUCAGUGCCUGCAAUCAUUCGUGCCCUGUUUUUUUUACUCUGAUUCUUCUACGCUAUUUUUCCCCCUGAAGCGGGUUUGGGUGGCGCUGGCUCCCUCAGCUAGGAAACGGAGAUGAGCGCCAUCCCCUAGAGUGGGACACGACUGAUCAGGAGACACCUUCACGCUCUUUACCAAUAAGUCCACUUCAUGCUGCCGUGGCCAACACGGCUAGAAUGCAUUCAGUGUCAUUCAAUAUACAGCUUUGACAAGAACGGAGCAAUUACAGGUUUUGGUUGCUAGAAUUUGCAAACAAGUUUGCUCAGUUUUAACAACAUGUGAACUUUCCUUCAGUAGGAAUACUUUCCAUCUGAUGAAAUGUUUUCUCUGAAUCUUCCUGUAGAUCAUCUGUGUUUUGGCAGGCAAAUGCCAUUCUCUUAAUGAUGACAGCACUUCCAGAGCCUCAGACUCUGUUCUUUACUCAAAAUGUCAGUGUGAGUUUGUUGAAGGUUUAACAGAUGCUUUCACGCUCUUCACAGGUGAUUGUAUUCUGCCAGAAGGUCCUGGCUGGAGGGAUAAGAUAUUAAUAAAAUACCUU
Notechis scutatus (mainland tiger snake) is the source of this 1752-nucleotide messenger RNA. NCBI's taxonomy places the organism in Eukaryota, Metazoa, Chordata, Lepidosauria, Squamata, Elapidae. The record is from RefSeq and is a predicted model, not a curated record.